Molecule: messenger RNA, 2235 nt
Organism: Corylus avellana
Lineage: Eukaryota; Viridiplantae; Streptophyta; Magnoliopsida; Fagales; Betulaceae
Source: RefSeq, a predicted model, not a curated record
AUGGCACAAAACGAGAUUUUUCAUCAUGUUCAGACUGUAUUGGAUGGAACAAACUAUAUGUUGUGGUCUCAAUCUAUGCGCAGCUUUCUUAAAGGCCGCAAGCUUUGGCUUUAUGUCACUGGGGAGAUCCAAAAGCCAGUUAAAAAGGAUUCUGAGGAUCCCACUGAUGCUCAGAUGUAUAUUACCCGUAGAGAUCAACAUCGCCUUCACCAAUUUUUGAUGGCUUUGCGUGAUGCUUUUGAGCCUGUUCGUGUGCAACUAUUACAUCGUUCUCCUCUUCCCACUUUGGACACUGCCAUUUUCGAACUUGUCCGUGCCGAGACUAGAUCGCAGACUAUGCGUUCUCAGCCUAGUCAUACAGUGUUGGCUGCACCAUCCUCUGGCUCCUCGUCAUUCCAGCGAGAGUAUUAUGACAGGUCAGGUACUUCUCGACUCCCUCCUAAGUCUCGCGAUAAUAAUUACUGUCGCUAUUGUCGACGUCGAGGGCACACUAUUGACAAGUGUUGGCGUAAGGGAAGAUCUAAUGCACCCACAGCAGCAAUUGCUCAUACUGAGAGUGGUUCAUCUCCAGCUGCUUCAUCUCCAGCUGCUCCCUCUUCAGUUGCCCCCUCUGGCCACGCAUCAGGAUCCAGUGUCACCUUAUCUGCAGCUGACUUCGAGACAAUAGUCAACCAGGUCGUCCUAUCUCGUUCUGGUAAUGCAUCUUCCUCUGUCCUCUCAGUUUUGCCAGGUAUCUCUUCCUCUUGGCUCUUUGACUCUGCUUGUUGCAAUCACAUGACACCUCACCCUACUUCCUCUACCACAUCUGUACCUUCCCCUCAUUCUUCAUUCAUUCGCACAGCUGAUGGCUCCAUUAUGACUGAUCCUCGUACGAAUCAGACCAUUGGGACCGGGCGUAGAAUUGGGCGUAUGUUUGAACUAUCAUCCUUACAUCUCCCCGCCACAGGCAUCUCUGCUGCAGCCUCCUCAUCAUCACCAUCUCUUCCUCAUGAGCGCACCAAACUUGAGCCUCGUUCUCGGUUGUGUUGUUUUCUUGGAUAUGGAGUGGAACACAAGGGCUACCGGUGUUAUGAUCCUGUGUCUCGUCGUCUUCGCAUCUCCCGUCAUGUAGUUUUUUGGGAGCAUCGACUAUUCCACGACGUCGGCAAAUUCAACAUGCCAUCAUCCCCUCCCUUUACUACCCUUUUUGAGUUUCCUCUUUCUCCUACUCCCACCACCAAUGUCUUGCCUGAGUCUCUCUCGCUAGAACUGCAGUCAUCUGAUGCCCUCGAAGCUGCUUCGCCUGUGUCCCCAAGUUCUUUGCCUGCGUCCCCAAGUUCUUCGCCUGCCUCCCUAGGUUCUGUUCCAUCUGAGGAUCCAGUCUGCACUCCAUCACCUGACAUUCGUCGAUCCACCCGAGUAAGAUCUCUUCCUUCCCAUUUACAGGAUUUUCAUUGCUUUCAUGCCUUAGCUACUUUGCACGAGCCUCACUCUUUUCGUGAGGCCUCCACUAACCCUUUUUGGCAGGCUGCGAUGAAAGAGGAACUUGAUGCUUUACACAAGAACAAUACAUGGGAUCUGGUUGACUUACCUCUUGGAAAAUCUGCGGUCGGGUGUAAGUGGGUUUACAAAAUCAAGACUUGUUCCGAUGGUACUAUUGACAGGUACAAGGCUCGACUUGUGGCCAGAGGUUUUACUCAGGAAUAUGGUGUGGAUUAUGAGGAGACUUUUGCUCCAGUUGCUCGCCUCUCUUCUAUGCGUGCUCUGUUGGCUGUUGCAGCCUCUCGGCAUUGGUCACUUUGUCAAAUGGAUGAACUUAAACAGUUUCUUAGUCAACACUUUGAGAUGAAAGAUAUUGGCCCUCUCAGCUAUUUUCUUGGUCUUGAGAUCUCAUCUUCUUUAGAUGGUUAUUAUUUAACACAGGCCAAGUAUAUAUCUGAUCUACUUUCUCAGGCCAAUCUUACAGACAGUAAGAUUGUCGACACACCGACUGAGCUUAAUACUCGUCUCACUCCUCAUGAUGGCGAGCCUCUUCAUGAUUUUACCUUAUAUCGGCACUUAGUUGGCAGUCUUGUCUACCUUACUGUCACUCGACCUGAUAUCUCGUAUGCUGUCCAUCAGGCGCACAGUGCUUAUCAUGGUGUUGGCAUUGUGAAAUUGAUGGGCCGUAGCAGUGGAUAUAUAGCUAUGCAUGCAUCCCUAGUUAGUGGACAAAUUGACAUAUGUUUCAUUCCUGAGAGGGAGCAGGGCAGGUGA